GAAUGCACCGCUGAGUGCUCACCGAGCAAAGUCUUUCGUUGAACAAAAUUACACGUUUGUGGACUUUGAAACUGAAACGCAUGAGUGAAAAAUGGCCAACUACACGGUUGUGUUGGAGGGUGGGUCACCCUGGGGCUUCAGGCUCAAAGGAGGUAGGGGAACAGGAAUACCUUUGGUUGUUUCCAAGAUCAACCCUGGUAGUAAAGCGGCAGUCGCUAGCAUCCACAUCGGUGAUUCAUUAGAGAAGAUCAACGGGCAACCAACCUACAAGCUUGACCAGCAUGAUGCAUUGAAUCUUAUACGCAAUACAACCGCACAACUGGCAUUAGUUCUUUCAAAACCACCUCCAUUAAAUGGUCCACUAAUCAUCAACAACAACAACAACAUGUCGGCGCAGACCAGUUCAAAUGUUACAGAAAUCCCAGCCAAACCCGUUGGUAUUGGCCGGGUGCGUAAAUCAUCACGAGGGGCGGAGAUGUUCUUUGCACGUCAGGCCGAGCAGGGUAUUGCGAGGGACCCAGAUUCACCCGAUGAGCCGCCACCCCCACGGAUGUUGACCAACAACAACCAGUACCCUACCUCCCCAACGUCCCCCACCAAGCACCACCCCAACAACAACAACCCUACCUCCCCUAAGCACCAGAACUACUCGCAGUCACCCCCGAAGCAGGACACGUACUACCAGCCGGUGCGGCCGCAGAGAGCAGACUCCGGUCCUGAUCAAGAUUCCUGGCCGGCACCUCCACCACCGCUGACUAGUAUUGACAGUAAACCUCAAUAUGCUGGGGCACCACCGCCUAAUCCAGGUUGGUCACCACCAAUGCAGCCCAACCCAGUCCUGUACCAGCCAACAGAGAACAAGAGUCCAUCAGCGUGGACCCCAGCCUCACCCAACAUCAAGCCGGUCAAGGAGUUCAGACCGGUCAAGUUGGACCUCAAUUCAGCUCCUAAACCAUGGAAGGCUGCUGGUGCACCUCAGAUUGAGAGAACCAAUGAACCAGCGCCGACCUCCUCAAGCCAACCAUCAACCUGGCAAUCCCCGCUGCCCCAACGGUCUACCCAGCAGAUCGGACCAGUAACAAAUGGUGAACUGCACCCUAGUAAUGAGGCAUUGGGUAGCCCCUAUAGGCCAGGCGACCCUCAGCAUGACCAGGAUAGAUACAACCCUGGCUACCGUCCCAAUGAACCCCAGCAACGUCAACCCCUUAGCCCCCAGGAGUCCAGGAGGCCCGAGUUUAGACCCGCUCCGGAAGGGUAUAGCAGCGGGCUUCCACGGUCAGUCAGUCCAACUGUGACAUUACUGCAGUACCAGAGAGAGCGUGACAAGGAUGGACGGAGCCAGGCUGAUUACAUCCCACCAGAUAAAUCUCUCAUGCCGCCAUCAUCUUUAUUAGCGCCCUCUGCUGUGGCAAAAGAGCCAGCCGUAGCCAAACCCUUGCAUGCUGGCUCGAUCGUGUCAGUCGUUACUGAUCCCAAUGAUCUUCCAGAAGGAGCGGUGUACCAGAAGCAGAUCGUCGACGGUGACGUCAUCCACACGGAUACCUACUACCCGGUCAAGACUAGAGAAGUCACCAAGAAGACCACUCAUAAAGAAGCACCCCACUAUGAGGGCAUUGGACCCCAGGAUGAAUCUGGACUGCCUGUUGGACUCAGAGCGCAUGUUAAGGAGGAAAACAGGCACGACUGGUAUAAAGAGAUGUUCAAGACCAUCCAUAAACAGGAUAGGCCAGAGGAUGAUAUAGACCUAUGUUACAUGGAUGCCUUGAUGAAAGAAGCUAAUACGUAUGAACCAAGCUACCAUUUCCCGGAUGAAGUGGCUUGCAAGGACAAUGAUGAUAAUGUCUUUGAAGAAGAGAGACCUCCUGGCAAAGACCAGUGGAGUCAUGACCCGACUGUGAAUUCAUCACCUCCAACAUCACCCCCACAAAGACAUGUCUCACCAAACACCAGUGCUCGCAAUACUAUCGAUCGUUACCACCAGCAACCUCGCAGCAUUAUUGACUACGAACCAGGCACUUCAUCACUGGCUGAGAGAGAUAAAUCGCCAACUUCUCACUUGUAUAACCCACCAGUAGAACCAAUAACUGCUGUACAAAAUACAAAGAGGAGUACCACCUUACCGAGAGAUUUUGCUUCCUUUAAUCAAGUACCAGCUGAGUCUCCGUCAUCGAGACACGCCUCCUACAACGAACCCCCUUCCAGAAGCCCUAAACGAGGCACGAACGCAAGCGUUUUCUCUACUAACCCUAACCCUAAUAACCAAUCUGCAUCGGAUGAUUGCUUAUUCAGACUAGGCUAUUCAGCCAGUCAGAGCAUAUUUUCUCGUAGAUCUGUACACCAUUUACAAAAACCACCCUGUCAGGAUUUGGUCUUGGAUAGCAACACAGAAUUUCCCCCUAAAAUGUUUGCUGAACAAAAGAUAAAUGCUUGUUCAGGUACAGAAACUAUUCAUACAGGUUUCUUGAACCAAUCAUCUCAAGUCAACCGAACCCCAAAACAGGAAAAAAUCAGAGUGAACACAUUCAUAGAUGAAGGCUAUAACUACAAAUGUUUCACUGGCACUUCCUCAAAGAGUAAUAAUGAAAUGUCACAUUCCAAGCCCUGCUUUAAGCCACCACCUGGCGUCUUCAGAAAGCCCCGUUUAGAUUUAGGAGGUGCUCCCACCCCUGUGCGGCCAAAUGGAGCAAUCCAGUCUGAACCAGAAGCCAACAGCAAUGUGUUGAGCCCAUGUAGACAUUCCAUUCAACAGCAGGUAGAUAAUAAUGACAAUGAAGGAAGUAACCAGUCGCCUUCAAGGUUUGGUCCUAGAGGAAUGGCAGAUGGAUGCCCAGGGGUUGAGCAGACUAUCCAUUCUGGAACAGCUUGUGUUGUAAAUGAUGACAAUCAGGUGAAGUGUCUUGACGAUGAUACUGGAGAGAUUGUUCAGUCUCGUUGCCUUCCUCGCCCUACAUCAUUAUUUGAGCCAUAUUCAUUAGAAAGGGAGCAGAAGCGAAGUUCCAACCAACCCUCCUCUGCCUCGCCAAGAAGUGAUGGGUUUACUCCCGACCUUUCAUCUCGCCCCAGAUCGGAUGUGAGAUCAGCAAGUGAUGCAGAGAGGAGUUCAUUUUCAAUGGACUCUCAGAGUGAUCGGUCAGGCCGCUCUGGCGACGAUGAUGAAUGGGGGGCACACAGACCAGGAUCCGUAAGCCCAGACCAGCUGGUUGCAGAAGGGGAGCAGAAACACAAGAGAAGUAGAGUGGAAGUCAAGCAUCAGAAACUCAAGCACAUCAAGAAGCAUCGCUCAGAGAGACGUUCACCGAAGGAUGAUCAUGAGGAUAUGGUUCCAUACAGUGAGAGGCCCAAUGCCAGGAACUUUGCACCCAUGGAGAAUAGACGGGCCAUCUCGGCUGAGAACCUCUCCAUGGCUGUUAAGUCCCCCGCUUUCAACCAGGAGUCAUACCAAAAGUACGCCACAGGACUCAAGAAGGCCAGUCAGCAGUCAAAGACCUAUGAAGACCUUGUCCAAUUCUACUCCAAGAUAAAACAGCACCUAGAGAGUGAGGAAAAGGCAAAAGUAGAAUCCAUGAAAGAAAAAUACAUGCCUAAACCAGCUCAACUGGAAGUGUUUUACAGAACUCUGCAGUACUACUCAGAGCUGGAGAUGGCGAUUGAGUGUGGAGAGGAUAUGACUGAUAAGGCAAAGCAUGAAAGCUUCCGCUGGAACAUGGGAAGCGAUGUAGGCCUCAAGAAGAGAGAAAAGGACAUCUUUGAGUUGUAUGACUUUUAUGAGAAGCUAGAGCGUGGUGCAAUUGGGACACCUACAGGUGAAGAAAGGUUAGAGCAGAUACGAAUGAAGACAUAUCUUCAGAAGGCCAAAGAACUAGAAACAAGACAGCUACGGGUGGGCCAACUCUACAGCUGGUAUGAAAAUAUGGACUCCAAGGGAAGCACUACACCGUCCUUUGCUAACAGUCAAGUUGCAUCUCUAAAAGAUUUUGAUAGCACAGAUGGUCAGUCUGAAGAGGUUGGAGGUGGAUUACCCACAAGUUACUCUCCCAGCAGCUUUAAAACUAACGUCACAGAAAGUCGAGUGCCAAGCCUAGAUCCCAGCUUAGCAGAUCUGGAAGCUCUUAUUCCCAGGGUUCCUUUAGUUGAUCCUCCUUUGGAGAGCUUCCAAAACACACAUCAACCACUAGGAAAAGCAAGUACACUGCCGCGCUUGUAUUCCAAGAAAUCAAAUCGCACCUAUUCUCCUGUCCCGAUGCCGUCUUUUGAGCUGAGCAAGUAUGAAAAAUCAAAGGCAGAUGACCAGAUGGACAUAACGAACAGCGAGGCAGAAGUGAAAAGGGAGGAGUUUAAUUCAAGUCUCUCUGAGCCCCCAAGAAGCUGGGACAAAGGAGAUACUCUACCUGGUCGUAAAACUCCACCGUUUAUGGUUACCGGUAGACCAACACCAGUCACACGUAGGAAGAGUUUUGACAAGGCAAUUGAAGGCAAAGAUCAACAGCAAGAGGAAGUCAAGAGGACAGGUAUUAAUGAUGGUCCAAGUAACAGUGUGCGGAAAGGACCAGGACAUUUGAGUGAUCUUGCAAGUGUACCUGUAAAUUCAAGUCAUGAGGGUGUAGCAGGCACUCCUCCUGCCUCUCCAAGAGAGGAAGUUGUGAGACCCGGAAGCCCUGAAGCAAGAGCCCCUCCAAAGCUUCCUGAGAGGUCAAUGUCUACAGGUGUCCUUGGGAUAACACAUGUCAUUGGCCCAACUUACAACCCAGGCCUUGGAAGACUUCAACGAUGGAAUAGGGCAGACCUGUCACAGAUCGAAGAUGAGGACUUAACACCAGUCAAGGAGGUUCCAUCACCUGCAGAGUCAAGAAGUAGGGCUCCCCCAAUAGGCAAAGUAGGGAAAAUGCAGUCGGAAUCAUCCCUGCCAACGGCUGCUAGAGGUGCUGGGAAAUCACUUGCAAAGAACGGCAUGAAGAAAUUUGCAGAGAGUCAGAAUGAGCUGAGUUCAGGGCCUAGUUGGGGAGAUUUCAAUUCGAGCCCACAGCCGUUUAAGCCUGUGGGUCAUUUAGGCUGGCAGCGGGAUGACACUGAUCGGGAAUCUAGUCUGGCUUCCUUUGACCUGGAGCCGAUGGACGACCUUACAGAGAAUGAUGGUGUUGAUACCCGUUCUAUGACCUUUGACCCCUUUGGUAGAGUUUCUCAUCGUGAUAUGCCGACACCUGAAAGGAUUAACACGCAUCAAUUUCAUAGUGCGGCAACAUCUGAAACAUCUUCUGAUCAACAGUUCAAAGGGCAAUCUUUGAAUGACUCUUCCUCGUUGCUUGACCACAAGUCUAAAAUUCAGCUGUUUGAAGAGAAAAUUGUUGAGCAGAGCAGUGGAAUUGAGCAUCAACCCGUACCGACUCGAGAGUUGAGGAAUUUUCGCGAUGAUGUCAAGCCACAACCAUCACUAGUUAUCCCUAUAAGGACCACAAGUGAGAAUCAGGUCACUAAGGUGUCCAGCAAGGCACAUGGUGGCUUGGUUAUUGGAAUCUUCAGUAAACCACAGCCUAAACAAGAAGAGCCUAAACAAGAGGAGCCACCAACCAUCUGGCCACCGACUCCGUCACCUCAGUUGGGAUUUUACACACCUCCUGGAGAGUCCAGUUUGACCCAAUCACUGCCCCGGAACUUCCAGUUAUGGAGUGAUCAGAGCAAGGGCAAUAAGAUACCCUUGGAGGGUGCAAACCUCCUUCGUAAUACCUCAGCCAGUGCUGACUGUGCUGGAGUUGAUUGGAGUACAGGCGAAUCUUUGAAAGUCAUCAAGAGGUACGCCUUCUCAACAGAUGAGGUUUACGAGGAGCACACACCUGUUGUGUCAAGAAAUGUCAGCCCUGUGCCUCCGAGCAUGCUCAGGAAUUACUUGGUUAGUGAUUCUCUUGACUCGACUGUUAGUGACAGAACCAGAAUAGCCUCACCUGAUAAACCACACCAGUACACUACAGAGGAGUCUACUUACUACCACAGCAGCCCAGUCAACAGGCACAACAGGGACUCUGAACAAGCUAGGCAAACUCAAAAAGGACAGAAUACCCUCUUAAUGAAUGCACUCCCUCUUCAGAAUCUGGAUGCGAUCAAAGACGAUCGCUCUGAGUCAACACAAGAUGCUUACACUCCUUCUUGCUCCUACUCGCCAAGUUCUACCCCUAGCCAGGACUACACGGAUGAGAUCUCCUUCACGCUGAAUCAGUUUUACUCUCAGAAUGACACCUCACAAGGCAGCACUCAAAGGUCACAGUUAGAUGCUACUCCAGGCAACUGGGCAGAGCCAGAAUCAGAGAAUGUCUUCUUCUGGGAUACGUACAUUCCUGAGAAGUAUGACAGUAAAACAGCAUCGCCUAAACGCAGCCAACAGCAGAAAAUGAGAAACUUGGAUUCUACAGAACAUUCACGGACUGGUAACCGCACCCCAACAGGGGAUUGGGUGGAGUCUUAUAGCACCCUUCAGGCUUUGUCCCCUGAACCACCUGAAUGUGAAGAUACAUCAAGUCCCUACUAUCAGCCACACCCUAAUCCUACCAAAUACUCCAAUCACACAACUUCCGAACAUCCACAACAAAACAAAAACACCAGGUCAAAAGUGGUUACACACAGGACAGAUUCACCUUCCCAAGGGAAAGUGGCCACAAUACCCCAGUCAAAAAAAGCCUAUCCAGUUCCCCCUCCCAAAUAUCCACGGGGACACCCUGUAGAUAAAUGGCACAAUCCGGUAGUUGCAAGCGGGUAUCAGAGUCCCAGGCCACCUCCAUUUUAUCAAGGGGACGCUUUGGCCCCUCAAAAGUCUUCAACCUUGCCGCAGCAGAGGAAAAGCCCUAGAAUGAAAGAGGAGCCCAUUCGUUCAUCUAGCAGGCCACAGUCUUCUACUUUGCCUAGAGCAAAGAGCAAGCCUCGUCCCGAUAGUAGCGGUCUAUCCGCGGCCGAACGCCUAGGCAUCAAGAGUCCACCCCCUCAAAGGACUCAAUCAACAGGGUCUAAACCAACGAGACACUCAUCUGGAAGUGAUAAGAUUUAUAACUACAGGGAUCCACCUCCUACACUAGACAAGACAAAAGCAGAGAGAUUGAUUGAGGAAGAGAGAAAGAAGAAGGAACGUCUGCAGCUGGAGGAUCAGCAACACAGACGACACUCUGACUACGCACCGAUCAAAUCACCAAUCAUUACUAACGAAAGAUUCAACGAUCCAAUCAUCAGCUCCAAGGAAGGCCCUCAACCUGGACGCAAACAAGAGGUCAAGGCGUGUGCUUUAGCUUUAUAUCCAUUCAAGGCUCAGUCCCACAAGGAGUUGAGUUUCGAUAAAGGAGACACAAUUUACCUUCUACGGAAAAUUGACAAGAAUUGGUACGAGGGUGAGCACCAUGGCCAUGCUGGAAUCUUCCCAUCCAGUUAUAUUGAGGUUGUCACAUCACUUGAAGAUGCCAAGAAGGCCCAGCUUCAGGGUCCAGGCCUGGAAGGUAAAGCUAGAGCCAAGUAUAAGUUUUCGGGAGAAACACAGACGGAACUCAACUUCAAUAAGGGAGAAUACAUUGAGCUUGUCAAAAAGAUUGAUGCUAAUUGGUGGGAGGGGCGUAUUGGAAAUAGAAAAGGAAUCUUCCCUUCUGCCUACGUGGAAGUACUGCGAGAACCUACUGGUGCUAUAAGUCCACCAGCUGUAAAGAGCCCCCCUCCCACUGGCCACGCCCCGAUCCAGCCCUUCAGCCAACAACCGCUUAAAUCCAGUCCACCCAUCCAGAAGAUGGCCCAGACUCUCCCUAGUAAAGGAAGUGGGAGGUCAUCGUUGGGGUCAGCAGGAAGUCAAGGGUCAUACGGGAGCAGCCAGAGACAACCUGACCGAUACUUUGAACAGCGAUCUCAAAAGCCAAGUAAGACCCUCGCAGCCGGCCAAGAUUUCUUUGUUGCUUCCUUUGCCUACGCACCCCACAAUGAGGAUGAAAUUGAACUGCAGGAGGGGGACUUGGUGAACGUUCUGGAGAAAUGUGACGACGGUUGGUUCGUCGGGAUGUCGGAACGCACCGGAAUGUUCGGUACAUUCCCCGGCAACUAUGUGUACAAAUAUGAAUCAUGAGGAGAUUGUCAUCCCUAAUGGUAGACUAGAGAGAACAGCGUCUGAAUGUUGCACAAACCAUAAAGGACAGACAAACCCACUUACUCAUCCUGAAAUGAAAUCAGCAUUACAACAUGGGAGUUCAAAAUUCAAGGGUCACAUAGAAGGAAAUCAUCCACACCUUUUAGAAUGUCUGCAACGGUUAACUGGUAUUCUGGGUCAUAAUGUGUAUGAUAUGUGUUUUGAGACUUGAGUACCGGUGCAUCGCCCCCAUGUGGACAUCCAGUGACCUGCCGGUCCCAGUCAAGUUGCAAGUCUACAGAUAGAAAUCAAUCGCUGUUUGACAUUCAGCAUCACCUUCGACGUGUUAAUCAUUUAGUGAUACAAUCAUCCUAGGUGUCCCAUGGGUGUUUGGUACAAAAGAUGUUUGCAGGCAGAGACUUGGGUUUCAUCCUUAAAGUAGAAUUAUUAUAGGAAAUACUGAUGAUUCAAAUAUUUGCAACUUAUGGAAACUAAUCUCUGUAUGGGACACUGACUUGGCCAAAAAUUGCUAAGCACAAUAUGAAAUUAAGCAGAAAUACCUGAAAAGCAUUCAAUGAAUGACAACCAGUCCCAAAUUUCAAAGAGCUGCGUAAGCAUACAAAGUUUCUAAGCGAAACAAAAUUAUGCUUUCCAGAAUAAGGUUACCAGCCAAAUUGCCAUGCCACAAGUACAAAUUGUAACUGGUAUCCUGCUUAUUUUUACUUAGCCGUAUUUUCUGAUUAAGCAGCUCUCUGAAGUUGGGCCCUGAUGUAGUCAUCCAAUUUUUGAAAGACACCAAAUCAAAAUUAUCUGUUGGACAGUUUUGUAUCUUUGACAUUAAGUUUUGAUAUGAAAAAGAUGCAAAACUGAUUUCUGGUGGAAACUUUCUCAACAGGAAUUGUCUGUUAAAAUGACUGCUGAGAAUUCAAUAUGGUCAUUCCAUCAAUUAAUUUAUAAGAUUCAGGUUGACCCAUGACCUGGGUUCAAUUUCAUCUUGCUGCCUACCACAGCAUUCUACGCUUUGAUUCUCUGGCCACGAGGUCAGCACUGAAGACCAUAGAAAGGUCUUGUAUGAAAGUAGAGGUUUUAAAAGACGCUGACAGUCUGCUCGGGGUAAUUAUUCAGAUGUGUUGUACAUUUGUAAUUUUAACGACCUUCUGUUUUUGUCAUUUGGAUUAGCUGUUGUCGAGUCCAAGCUGCGUGACUUCCGUUUUUCACAGGUUACUUAUGAUGAAGUGCCUUACUGCGUGUGUGUGCUACAGUUUAAAAAAGAAAAAUGAAGAAGAAGAAAAAAGGCAAUGCCAAAAAUAUUUUAAAAUUAACAGUACAGAUGAAGGAAUUUGUUUUGGUCAAAUGGGAAGGAGGUAGAGUUUAUCAUCAGUAUGUAUAUAGCAUGACAUUUGUAGCCGGAUUUCUGCUAAAAAAAAUAGACUUAAUCUGUUUUUAGGACUUUUCUUCUGUUACAGAAGUGUAAGGGUUCACUCUCAAAUUGAGUGUUAAUUAGUAACUUUAUCAGAGUUCGGCAUCUUUAUGCUUCCAAGUGUGGUUCGGCGGUCAAUAUUUUCUUGUGCAGCAUUAUGUCAUGGGCACUUUUGCGAAAACAUUAAAGAAGUAAACAUUUAAGAAGUCUAUGCGAAUUAACACAAGUAAUUUAAAAUAAGUUUAAUGCUUUCAAAUGAAGAACACUGCACAAAAUAUAGAAGAAUUUAAUGAAACAUAUAUUUAAUAUAAAUUAAUGGCUAGAUAAUUUUCGUUUUUAAACCAGUUAGUGUAUUCACAGAUAUGAAAUAUAAAUUUGUUAUUUACUAACUGAGAUUUAAUGUUGUAUAUUGUAAACAGGAGGGGAGGACAGAUAGUUUAACUUUUUUAAAGUGGAAAGAAGUUUGUGUUACAGAUAUGAAACAGAUUAUGCUAUAGAUAUGAGACUAAUUUGAACACUAGAUGGCAGCAGACUUACCAACCAAAUGCAUUGUUCUCGGAGUGCAUUCGUGUGUGUACAGAAUGACAUGAACAAUGAAAGUUACCUGGGAUGUACUCUGCCACAUGAGCAAUGUUUAUGUAACUGAAUGGGAGACAGUGGAAAUGUGAGAUGACAAGAAUUUCACCAUGUUUUGUAGUUGUUUGUAAAAUCCUUUGCGAGCAAUGAAGUGUGUAGACAAUGUGAAAACCAGGUAUAUCUUCUUGGCAUUAAAGACACUACAGUAUCGAGAACGUCUGUAGAUGUUAAAUUCAGUUAACAUAGUGCAGGAAAUCAACUUGAGACAAACAAUUGCAAACUUUUAACAAGCGAACUUUUAGAAAAAGGAAAAAUUCAUGGCGACCUUUAAACAAAUUAUCUUCAGAAAAAGGACAAAUUUGUGGCGACCUUUUAACAAAGUAUCUUCAAAAAAAUUACAAAUUCGUGGAGACCUUUUACCAAAUUACUUCAAAAAAAAAAAAAAAUUCGUUGGGAAAUUAACCCACCCCUAAUAAGGGCUUAUGCUCCUCAUCACUUGUACUAACCAUUUCAAGGUGAAUGGAACAGAUUUGAAGGAAGUACAUAUAUAAACACCACCAUGUAAAACUUUCAAGACGUUCCUAAAGCAAUCAGUCAGCAAUUCUGAUUUCUCGUGAUCAACACAGCUGGUGAAAUUGUUUCAGACGUUAUCAGCCAUAUGUGUUUAUUUGUGUGAGAUGAUUCAGUGAGAGCUGUAACCGCAAGCAGAACGCUAUCACUUGGAUCUUACUCGAGGAUCGCUUUGGAGUUUGAUGAUAGUAGGUUCGGACAGUUCUUAUUAGCAUCACUUGUUAUGCUUUAUUACUUUAGCUGGUUUCGACUUGGAAGAAAGGGUUGAAGUUCAGCAUUUAUGGGGUAAACCAAGAUUUCAGAACUGAAUGGGAUUUGGCAGUUGAUUAGGUGAAAAAUUGCAAGGAAUACAAAGCUUCAAGUGAUUCGGAUUAUUUGAGGACUGGAAAUUAAAUGCUUCAGUACAGAUUUAUUGUUAAAAUGAUAUUUCAAAUUUACUUCUCUCAUUUCAUUCAGUUUUUCCGGCAUUAUACCACUCCUAAGUGAAUGGACAUAAAUUAAUUUCAAGAUACUUCUCAAGUCUUGUUUUCACAAGCUGUUGUUUUUCUAUAGCCACAUUGACACAUUUGUGACGCGUCCAACAAAUGGUUCCUUUUUAAAUUAGAUGUCUGGUGCCCUGCUAAAAGAUACAUAGAAUGCUUAUUGAUUUUGGCAGGUCAUCAUAUGAUGAAGUCUGAUAAAGCAAGAUGUUCUCUAGUUAGAAGGAAAUGGCUUCUGGCUUAGCAUAUCAUGUGAAUGAAGAGAUACAAGGAGAUGGCAAAUUGCAUCAAGCAGUCAAAGACCUAAAAUUCAUCUUCACUUGCGUCACGUUAUGAAUGUACUUCUUACCAGGAUCACUACAUAUCCUUAAAUCUACAAAUGGCUGUUAACCUACAAAACCUACACAGCUGGUAAAAUGUUAAAAGUUUAAUCGUGCUAAGCAUGUUUCCUGGUAACCUGGAAAACAUCAUACAACUUGCGCACUAUUGCAGGUUUUCUAAUUAAAAUUGCCCAAGAGAGCAGAGUUAUUUUCGUCUUUAAUAUUUUUCUCCUUUUAACCCCUAACCAAGAGUUGGGGCAAUAUUGCAUGUUAAAAAUUGAAGGAAAAAAUUAAGGUAUUUGCUUAGCACAGUAAUGUGGUCCGACUUCUUUGAAAUUGGCACCUGGUGUUAUCCAUGGGUUUGACAUUCAGUUGUAACACUUUGACAUUAAGAUAGACGGUAUGUCUUGAGUUCAAGCACUGCUGGGCCUCGCUAGGGAUCAGCCCUGCAUACCCCGUUUAUCAUCUGUGUUAUACAGAUGGAAAGCUGGCAGAUGUUAUACCGUGUCAGGAAUGGAUAUGUGAUAAGCCUACACACGACAUGAGAGAUGGAUUUCCGCUAUCUUUUACCCAAAUGUUUCCAGCGUACAACAUACUCCAACUCAAGACUCGUUGAGUGGAUUUGUUCUUGUCCAUAAAACAUAUUCGUUCUGCUCAACUGCAGUACAGUCUUGAGCUUCCUUUAAAGGCACUGGACACAUUUGGUAAUUUUUAAAGAAUAGUAUUGCUUUAUUCAAACACAUGCAUAAAUCAACAAACCUGUGAAUUCGGCCAUCAAAGUUGCAAGAAAAUAAUAAAAGAAAAAAAACCAUUGUUACUCAAGUCUGUGUUCUUUCACAUGCCUAAUGAAAGGCUUCAGGCCUGAAGUCUCAAUAUUUCAGUGAGAAUUUGCCCCUUUCUCAAAUACUACAUCACUUCAG
This is a messenger RNA of Asterias rubens (European starfish), 12365 nucleotides long. RefSeq lists its product as uncharacterized. NCBI's taxonomy places the organism in Eukaryota, Metazoa, Echinodermata, Asteroidea, Forcipulatida, Asteriidae. The coding region runs from base 92 to 8080 and encodes 2662 amino acids. The transcript has 29 exons. The record is from RefSeq and is a predicted model, not a curated record. Gene Ontology annotation, molecular function: protein binding.